This is a messenger RNA of Tarenaya hassleriana, 1563 nucleotides long. RefSeq names its product lysine histidine transporter 1-like. Gene Ontology annotation, cellular component: plasma membrane. The record is from RefSeq and is a predicted model, not a curated record. Lineage: Eukaryota; Viridiplantae; Streptophyta; Magnoliopsida; Brassicales; Cleomaceae. The coding region runs from base 72 to 1415 and encodes 447 amino acids. The transcript has 8 exons.
CAAGUCGUGAAAGAAUUGUACGUCUCUCUCUCCUCCUCUCGCCUUUCCUCUCUAUAUCUCUCUGUGCCGCCAUGGGAACUCAAGCUCCUCCUGAAGAUUCAUACCACAGAAAUAUUGACGAAAAGCUAGCGAGACAGAAAGAGAUCGAUGAUUGGCUGCCGAUCACAUCGUCGAGAAACGCGAAAUGGUGGUACUCUGCUUUUCACAAUGUCACCGCCAUGGUCGGUGCUGGUGUCCUCGGCCUCCCCUAUGCCAUGGCUGAGCUCGGCUGGGGACCAGGUGUGGUAGUACUGGUCCUGUCAUGGGUAAUAACACUGUACACACUUUGGCAAAUGGUGGAAAUGCACGAGAUGGUUCCAGGGAAGAGGUUCGACCGUUACCACGAGCUCGGUCAAUACGCGUUCGGCGAAAAGCUCGGUCUGUACAUCGUUGUGCCGCAACAGCUCAUCGUGGAAGUCGGAGUGUGCAUCGUCUACAUGGUCACUGGUGGCAAAUCUCUCAAGAAGUUCCAUGAUUUGGUCUGUGAAAACUGCAAAUCCAUCAAGCUUACUUAUUUCAUUAUGAUCUUCGCGUCGGUCCAUUUCGUUCUUUCUCAUCUCCCCAAUUUCAAUUCCAUCUCCGGUGUCUCCCUCGCCGCCGCAGUUAUGUCUCUCAGCUACUCGACAAUAGCGUGGGCGGCCUCGGCGGCAAAGGGUGUUCAGAAAGACGUCGAGUACGGAUACAAAGCGAAAACGACGGCCGGAACAGUGUUCAACUUCUUCAGCGCGUUAGGCGACGUGGCUUUCGCGUAUGCGGGCCACAACGUGGUUCUUGAGAUACAAGCAACGAUCCCCUCGACACCCGAGAAGCCGUCCAAGGGGCCGAUGUGGAGGGGAGUGGUCGUGGCUUACAUCGUGGUCGCGUUGUGCUAUUUUCCGGUUGCGUUGGUCGGUUAUUGGAUGUUCGGAAAUGCUGUCGAGGACAACAUUUUGAUAUCUCUGAAAAAACCGGCUUGGCUUAUUGCUACGGCCAACAUCUUCGUGGUCAUCCAUGUCAUUGGGAGCUACCAGAUAUACGCAAUGCCGGUCUUCGACAUGAUGGAGACUGUAUUGGUGAAGAAGCUACGUUUCAGGCCAAGCCGAGCCCUUCGCUUCGUCGUACGCAAUUUCUACGUUGCCGCAACGAUGUUUGUCGGUAUGACAUUCCCUUUCUUCGGCGGCCUCCUCGCUUUCUUCGGGGGAUUCGCCUUCGCCCCGACAACAUAUUUCCUGCCUUGCAUAAUGUGGCUUGCAAUCUACAAACCGAGGAAGUACAGCCUGUCCUGGUGGGCAAACUGGAUAUGCAUCGUGUUGGGAGUCCUGUUAAUGGUGAUAUCGCCGAUUGGAGGGCUGAGAACGAUCAUUCUCCAAGCCAAGGACUACAAGUUCUACUCUUGAAGCAUGUCACAGAUCAGAUCGAUAGCGUUUUUGGGAUCGUGUCUCUGUGUGUGUUUAUAUGUUAAAAAAAAAAAAAAAAAAUUCUUCUUCUGGGCAUUCGGAUUGUCACGAAACAAGAUUAUACUGAGAUUAUUAUAUAUAUUAUAUG